Carica papaya (papaya) is the source of this 3078-nucleotide messenger RNA. It is a transcript of the gene FTSH11, whose product is annotated as FTSH protease 11. Lineage: Eukaryota; Viridiplantae; Streptophyta; Magnoliopsida; Brassicales; Caricaceae. Gene Ontology annotation, biological process: protein import into chloroplast stroma; proteolysis. Gene Ontology annotation, cellular component: chloroplast; membrane. The record is from RefSeq and is a predicted model, not a curated record. Gene Ontology annotation, molecular function: metalloendopeptidase activity; ATP binding; ATP-dependent peptidase activity.
CCGGCGCCAAUUUCAGUCAGAGAUAAGGUUUUAAGAACUUCGUUUCUCCCUCUAAUCCCAAUCUUGUGGCUCUCUGUUACUCACUCCACGCAGAGAGCUCAACGAAGGGAGAGAGACGAGUAUUGCAAGGAAGAGAACUGAUAAACCCUAAACAAUGACUUGUACUCUUCAAGCUUCACUUCUCUGCAAGCCUUCACUCUCCUUCUAUCCAUCUCCUUCGAAUCAGCACGUCUAUCUCACCUCUCCACGCUACCGCCAACUACGUCGCUGCAACGCUGCUUCUCUAUCGUUCAAUCCUCUUUCUCUCUCUAAAUCUUCCUUAGUUAUUUCAGGGUUUCUCUGUUCCAGAUUACGCUCCGCGUGUUUAUCCGUUGCUUGCACAUUGCAUCCCGAGAAUGUUAAUUCCGAUUCCGAGUUGACAAGAGAGGGUGCAGUCGUGGAUGACGACGUCAAACAAUCCGAAUUCGGUGAUUCUCGCGGGGAAGGUUCGGAGAAGGGUGCGGUUUCUGGUUUUGAAGAGUCGAGAAUCGAUGGAGUCGAGUUGGAGAAUGGGGUUGCGCAGUGUGGGGACGAAGGGCGGGAUUCUGGAGAGAGUAAAGGGGCCAAUGGAGAAUCGGCGGAGAAAGAGGGGCUGAAAAGCAAAAUUCCACUGGUGGUGUUUCUGAUGGGACUGUGGGCGACUGCGACGAAAGGGAUAGAGAAGUUGAUGGCAUUGAAAUGGUUUAGCUGGUGGCCGUUUUGGCGGCGGGAGACGCGGCUCGAACGGCUCAUUGAGGUGGCAGAUGCAAAUCCCAAUGAUGCAGCUGUACAGAGCGCUUUAUUGGCUGAGCUCAAUAAGCACAGUCCUGAGUCCGUAAUCAAGCGUUUCGAACAAAGAUACUAUGCAGUAGACAGUCGAGGAGUUGCAGAAUAUCUUCGGGCUCUUGUCAUCACCAAUGCUAUUGCUGACUAUCUACCAGAUGAACAAUCUGGAAAACCCUCGAGUCUUCCCACAUUGCUGCAAGAACUAAAGCAGCGAGCCUCAGAGAACAGUGAUGAACCAGUUUUGAGCCCUGGCACAUCUGAGAAACAACCAUUGCAUGUUGUGAUGGUUGACCCUAAGGUUUCAAACAAAUCACGGUUUGCACAAGAGCUUAUUUCAACUAUCUUAUUCACUGUUGCUGUUGGCUUAGUAUGGUUAAUGGGUGCAGCUGCGCUCCAGAAGUAUAUAGGUAGCCUGGGUGGAAUUGGAGCUUCAGGUGUUGGCUCAAGUUCUUCUUAUGCCCCAAAAGAGCUGAAUAAAGAGGUCAUGCCAGAGAAGAAUGUUAAAACAUUUAAGGAUGUAAAAGGUUGUGAUGAUGCAAAACAAGAACUGGAGGAAGUAGUCGAAUACCUCAAAAACCCAGCUAAAUUUACUCGUCUUGGUGGCAAGUUACCAAAGGGAAUUCUUCUGACUGGGGCACCUGGGACAGGAAAGACUCUGCUUGCAAAGGCAAUUGCUGGAGAAGCAGGGGUACCUUUCUUCUAUAGGGCUGGAUCUGAAUUUGAGGAAAUGUUUGUUGGAGUUGGUGCCCGGCGUGUGAGAUCAUUAUUCCAAGCAGCUAAGAAGAAGGCUCCUUGUAUCAUUUUCAUUGAUGAAAUAGAUGCUGUUGGAUCCACAAGAAAGCAAUGGGAAGGACAUACAAAGAAAACAUUGCAUCAACUACUCGUUGAAAUGGAUGGUUUUGAACAAAAUGAGGGAAUAAUAUUGAUGGCAGCAACAAAUUUGCCUGAUAUUCUUGAUCCAGCUUUGACAAGACCUGGUAGAUUUGAUAGGCAUAUUGUUGUUCCUAAUCCAGAUGUGCGAGGUCGUCAAGAGAUUUUGGAACUUUAUCUACAAGAUAAACCUUUGGCUGAUGAUGUGGAUGUUAAAGCUAUUGCCCGCGGAACUCCAGGAUUCAAUGGUGCUGAUCUCUCGAACUUGGUAAACAUUGCUGCCAUAAAAGCAGCUGUGGAAGGUGCAGAGAAGAUAACUGCUACACAGUUGGAAUUUGCCAAGGACAGAAUAAUUAUGGGAACUGAGCGAAAAACAAUGUUCAUAUCAGAGGAAUCAAAGAAGCUCACUGCAUAUCAUGAGAGUGGUCAUGCUAUUGUUGCUUUCAAUACUGAAGGUGCACAUCCAAUUCAUAAGGCAACAAUUAUGCCCCGUGGAUCUGCCCUAGGAAUGGUUACUCAGCUCCCAUCAAGUGAUGAGACAUCAAUUAGCAAGAAACAGUUAUUAGCCCGUCUUGAUGUUUGUAUGGGAGGAAGAGUUGCAGAAGAGCUCAUAUUUGGGAAUGAUCAAAUUACCACUGGAGCAAGCGGCGAUCUCAACACAGCCACAGAGCUUGCUCAAUAUAUGGUGUCAAAUUGUGGGAUGAGUGAUGCAAUUGGACCGGUUCACAUCAAAGAGCGGCCUAGUUCAGAAAUGCAAUCACGUAUUGAUGCCGAGGUAGUAAAACUCUUAAGAGAAGCAUAUGAUCGUGUAAAGGCUUUGUUGAAGAAGCACGAGAAGGCUUUACAUGCACUAGCCAGUGCACUUUUGGAGUAUGAAACACUCAGCGCAGAAGAUAUAAAACGAAUCCUUCUUCCAUACCGAGAAGGACAAUUAUCUCAAUUUGAGCAACGAGAAGGGCAAGAAAUGCAACAAGAACAAGGAGACCUUGUCUUGGCAUAAAACCAAAAAGAUAACAUGUAGCUCUCUUCUGUGACCUACUCAGCUGCAGGACCCGUGCUCUGUACAGAAUAUUUAAGCCUCUCCCGUACGCUAUUCUUUUCACUGUUUUCAAGUGAAUGUCACAAGACAGUCACUUCCAGAUUCCGAGCACUGAGUUCUUCUCUGGCGUCUUGGAAGCACCUUGCCAUUUAAUCUUUUUAACAUUUUUUUGGUAAUUCAAUAACUUUGUGGUAAUGGUACUAAAAAAAGUUAUUGAAUACUACUAAAUGUUAGAAAGUUUAAAAAGGGCAGUUAAUUUAAUUAUACGCUUUCGAGGCGUCAAAUGUUUUUUUUUUUUUUCCUCCGAGCGAUAUCUCCGAAGCAGCGACUGCAGACUGCUCCGUUCUAACAGAGUAUAACGAAAA